Messenger RNA from Clunio marinus, 819 nucleotides. The record is from the annotation of a GenBank genome assembly. Lineage: Eukaryota; Metazoa; Arthropoda; Insecta; Diptera; Chironomidae.
AUGAAAGAAAUUAUCGCGUUGAUGCUUUUCAUUGUGGUCGCAAACAUUGAAAUCAUUUGUGGGAAAAAGUAUGAGAAAUGUGAACUUGCACAAGAACUUUAUGCAACGCAUGAGAUACCGAGAGAAGAGAUUUAUAAACAUUUAUGCAUUGCUAGCACUCUUCGCGAUACAAGAACAACAAAUGCUUUCAAUUUUAUUGGCAUGUAUAGAAUCGGAGUACAAUGGUGGUGUGGAAAGGAUAAACCCGGUGGUGGUUGCAAUGUAACAUGCAGUGCCCUUAUUGACGACGAUAUCGCAGAUGAUGUCGCAUGUGCUAACAUAAUAUUAAACAAUAGCGGACUUAGCGGCUGGAGACUGAAUGAGAGAGCAUGUGCAAGACAUAAGCUUGACACUGAUGAAUGUUUAGAAGAAGUUGAUGUUUUUGAGUCUUUAUUGGAAAUGGAAAGUUCUACUGUGGAACCAGAAAGAACAACAAUAUCAACAACAACAUCAACAACAUCAUCAUCAACAACAACAUCAUCAACGACAAUUAAAACAACAUCUUCAACAACCAAGGAAACAACAACGACGACUAGAAGACCUUCCAUUUCUACUAAGAAGGAAGAAGAAAUUGUUGAUCCACAUGAAGACUUCUCCAUAUUAAGUAAAAUUUCGCUUAUUGUUCUCUCAAUCACUUUAACGAUUGCAGUGGUUUUUGUCUUCUACAAACGAGAGACGAUUAAACGUUAUCUGAAUCCACGGUCAAGUUCAAGUCAUAAUGAAUUUGAAAAUAUUCUUGUUAAUAAUCAUGAAAAUAAUUUUCAAGAAGUAUUAAAUUAA